Molecule: messenger RNA, 1050 nt
Organism: Penicillium hordei
Lineage: Eukaryota; Fungi; Ascomycota; Eurotiomycetes; Eurotiales; Aspergillaceae
Product: ankyrin repeat-containing domain protein
Exons: 1
Coding region: 1-1050 (349 amino acids)
Source: RefSeq, a predicted model, not a curated record
AUGUACGGCUCAGUGCCUACGCUAUAUGAAUUGCUUGAAAAGUCCAACUUCGACGGCGAUAAGUUUCUUCCAGCGUCAGCUAUGAGGGCCGCUGAUCAGAUUCUUCGGUGGGGGAGCGUGGCAAGGCUCAAAAUCCUGUUCUUGGAUGAUCAGGCUGGUCAGCAGUUGCAAAAUUAUGAGUUUUUCCAGCUUAUCAUCAAAAAAUGGGACGAAGGCCGACUUUUCACCAAUCCAUGGCACAAAGAACGGCAGAACUGGGAUAUUGUAUUUGAUCUCGUCGACAAUGUGUCAGAGAAGAUGACUGAGGAACAUUGGGGAAACGAGCUCUUGUGCUUGGCUGCUGGUGUAGGCUGUAUGCCCAUAGUACAGCGUGAAGGGGAGCUCAGGAAUGAAUUGCUCCGUGCAAACCAACUUGAAGAAAAACAGUCAUCAUUUGGCAAAUCGACGCAUCAAUCGAUCGGGCAGGCUGUUUUGGGAAAUCAUGUUGACAUUGUGGAAUACCUACUAAGGCAGGAUGGCAUUGAAGCGCAUCUUCGAUACCGAAAUUAUCGUGGUGAAAACGUUCUGCAUCUGGCAUCAGGACUCUGCAACCCAGAGAUUUUCCGUAUUUUGAUCCCUCGCUUUCAGGAAGGGAUCAAUAGAGAAGACGUUCAAGGAGACGUUCCUCUAUUACGGAUUAUCAUGAGCCCUUUGGCUUCGCGGUAUGAGUCAGCGAAUGUAUUCCUUUCGCAAAGCAGCCUCAAUCGGAGCAGCCUUUCUUUGGGCUGGCAACGGGACUCUUUGCGGGCGGCUAUGUCGCGUCUUGAUCUAGACUUGUGUUGUAUAUUGAUAUGGAUUGGUAACAUCAAUCCAGUUGCAACUCUGACCUAUGGCAAUGAAAGCCAAAUCAAUACAAAGGAAGGAGGCCCAAGGAACGAUGGUAGUUUGCUAGGUAAUUUAGUUGAUCUCCUCAUUUCCGAAUCUGAGGGCAAUUCAGCGCAGUUGACUGGCUCGGUGGAAGAGGCACUUGUUCUUGUCCUUCUAUCUCUUCCUCUAUGCCAAUGGUCGUGA